AUGAUACUUUCUGUUUUGUCGAGCCUUGCUUUGGUCUCUGGUUUGAUGGUUGUACGUGCUAAAAAUCCGGUACAUUCCGUUUUGUUUCCCAUCCCAGUCUUUCGCAACACUUCAGGUUUACUUCUUUUGUUAGGUCUCGACUUUUUCGCUAUGAUCUUCCCAGUAGUUCAUAUAGGAGCUAUAGCUGUUUCAUUCCUAUUCGUUGUUAUGAUGUUCCAUAUUCAAAUAGCGGAGAUUCACGAAGAAGUAUUGCGCUAUUUACCAGUGAGUGGUAUUAUUGGACUGAUCUUUUGGUGGGAAAUGUUCUUCAUUUUAGAUAAUGAAAGCAUUCCAUUACUACCAACCCAAAGAAAUACGACCUCUCUGAGAUAUAUGGUUUAUGCCGGAAAGGUACGAAGUUGGACUAAUUUGGAAACAUUGGGCAAUUUACUUUAUACCUACUAUUCCGUCUGGUUUUUGGUUCCUAGUCUGAUUUUAUUAGUAGCCAUGAUUGGGGCUAUAGUACUGACUAUGCAUAGGACUACUAAGGUGAAAAGACAGGAUGUAUUCCGACGAAAUGCUAUUGAUUCUAGGAGGACUAUAAUGAGGGGGAUGACAGAUCUACUAAAGGAAAGUAGCUUGAUAUUGGUUCGAAUCCAAUUCGUGAGAUGGCCAUCUUGGUCAUAUAGAUGUCUUGACACCCUUCUUUUCUUUUCUCAUUUUCGAAUGACUGUCCCAUUCCAUUUUUGGUAUAACUUCAAGCCUGGACCCGCUAUACGAUGUAUUAGUAGAACCCCUGGGAUACGACGCCUGCUCCUUGAGUAUCAUGGGAUUGAAUACCCCGACCUCCCAGAGGCUCCCGAGAAAGCUAUUUCAGCCUUCCGGACAGUUAAGGGCAAUUCCUACGUCCCUCAUCGGUCUGAAUCCCCACCCCCGCAUAACACUUACUAG
Helianthus annuus (common sunflower) is the source of this 930-nucleotide messenger RNA. NCBI's taxonomy places the organism in Eukaryota, Viridiplantae, Streptophyta, Magnoliopsida, Asterales, Asteraceae. The record is from the annotation of a RefSeq genome assembly.